Penicillium hordei is the source of this 186-nucleotide messenger RNA. RefSeq lists its product as uncharacterized. The coding region runs from base 1 to 186 and encodes 61 amino acids. The record is from RefSeq and is a predicted model, not a curated record. Lineage: Eukaryota; Fungi; Ascomycota; Eurotiomycetes; Eurotiales; Aspergillaceae. The transcript is spliced from 2 exons.
AUGGCCGGUAUAUGCACCAACUGCAGCUCUACCAGCGAUUUUGUUUACACUCGUGCACGCUCAACCAAAAUCAAUGAUAUUGGCAGAUAUUUACAAUCAGUGCCUGCUUAUGGCCAGGUGCUAGCUCUACCACGUGCUCAUGUCGACGAAAUGCGCCGCUAUGGGGAACAAAGUGUCAAGAUCUAA